Molecule: messenger RNA, 2907 nt
Organism: Arxiozyma heterogenica
Lineage: Eukaryota; Fungi; Ascomycota; Saccharomycetes; Saccharomycetales; Saccharomycetaceae
Gene: MSH1
Product: mismatch repair ATPase MSH1
Exons: 1
Coding region: 1-2907 (968 amino acids)
Biological process (GO): mitochondrial DNA repair; mismatch repair
Cellular component (GO): nucleus; mitochondrion
Molecular function (GO): mismatched DNA binding; ATP binding; ATP-dependent DNA damage sensor activity
Source: RefSeq, a predicted model, not a curated record
AUGAGAACAUCGCAAUUUUUUAAUGUGUUACGUUUAAAUAGACGACAGUGGUUGUCAGCUACUUCAAAAAAAUUCACAACAAAGAAACCUGUAGUUACAAAUUUUACAGUAGAUUUUAAUGAUUUAUACAAGGAGGAAAAAGAUCAAAGGGAAGUGCUUUUACUUAAUAAUGACAUGGAUAUUUCUAUUAAGAAGAAAAAUACAAACAAUGAAAAAUUAAAUUCAACUAACCAUUUACCUCCGUCCAUAAGACAAGUGAGACAAUUGAUGGAUAAAUAUAAAGAUAAUGUUGUAUUGACCCAAAUGGGUUCCUUCUAUGAGUUAUAUUUCGAGCAUGCAACUCAAUAUGCCCCUAAGUUGAAUAUAACAUUGACCAGUAAGUCAUUUGCGUCAGGAAAAGUUCCAUUUGCUGGAUUUCCUGUACAUCAGUUGAAUAGACACCUAAAAGUACUUGUAAAUCAAUACGGCUAUAGUGUUACUAUUGUGGAUCAAUUCAAAAAAGAUCUUGAUGUUAAUAGCAAUCCAACUAAGUUUACAAGACGUGUAACUAGAAUUGUUACACCUGGAACCUUUGUUGAUGAAGCAUUUGAGAACUUUAAAGAAAAUUCAUAUUUGUUGACAAUAGAGUUUCCUGAUAAAUGUAUGGAAAGAGUAGUAGACAGUGAUAUAAAAAUUGGAAUUUCAUGGUGUGACAUUUCUACUGGUGAAUUAUAUGUUCAACAACUGCAUUUAUGUGAACUUGUUUCUACCAUAACCAGAAUUCAACCGAAGGAGAUUGUUCUGAAGGAUGAACUUAUUCCAUACAAGAUUGAAAGUGGUAAUUGGUAUCCUGAAUUAGUAGAAUUGAAGAAAUAUUUCAUUAAGUAUCAAAACCCUUCAUCACAUUAUAGGCCUGUGUCUUCAUUUAUAUCCUUGUUUGCUUCUCAAAAUAAAAAGUUGUCUGAUAAUACAAGGUCCCAAUUGAGAUAUAUUUUUGAAAAUUUUGAACAGAAGGAAUUGGCAGCAUUAAGAAAUUUACUAGUCUAUGUGAGUGAUCACUUCCCAAACUAUUCUAUAAAUUUUCAAUUACCUAAUAGACAGGCUGUGUCUUCUAUUAUGCAAAUUGAUUCUAGAACAAGUAGAGCUCUUGAACUACAUUCAACAGUAUUAAAUAACAAUAGAAAGGGAUCAUUAUUAUCUACCAUUAAUAGAACAAUAACACCAGUUGGAUCAAGACUACUAAAACAGUGGUUAUCAGGUCCAUCCACAGACAUUAAAGAAAUAAAGAAAAGGCAAAAUAUUGUUGAUUUAUUUUCUUCCAAUGAAGCAUUAUGUGAUUCUAUUGUCCAAUGUUUUAAAGAUAUUUCUGAUAUAUCGAGGAUUUUACAAAAAUUCAGUUUUGGUAAAGGCAACGGUAUUGAUCUUUUACGAAUUGUGAAAUCUUUAAAAACUUUGUCAAUUAUUUUGGAAAAGUUAGACCAAUAUAAAAAUUGUGUUACUACAAAAAGAAAUAAGGCAAUUCUAGAGGAAUUAGUUAAAAAUUUACGUUUUGAUAAUACUGUUGUUGAUGAUAUUUAUAAUUCACUCAGCGAAGAAGAAAUACUUAAAUCUGAAAAGAGGCAAGCGGAUGAUGAAUGCUAUAAAGGGUCUAUAGUUGAUAUAAAUGACCAAUCAAAUGAUGGAAAUAGAUAUAAGUACGAGAUGAGUAUUAUAAAUCCUGCCUUUCAUCCUAAAUUGAGAUUGUUAUUUAACAAUUAUUGGAAUUUAGAACAAAAAAAGUUAGAGUUAGAAAGGAAGAUGAAGAAUUUUUUUGGUUCUUCAUUUGAAAUAAAAAGAAUAUCUUUAAAACAAAGGCAAAGCAAGGAUUAUGUUGUCCAGAUUGUUGCAAAUAGUGAACAAAUUCAGAAACUACAAGAAAAAAUAUCGAAAAAUCAGGAUUUCAGAUUUAAUGACUCUACAUUUUCUGUAUUACAAAAGUCAAGUCAGACAUUAUGGCUUGCAAAUAAAAGAUGGACAGAAUUGGCGUAUGCCAUCGAAAAUGCUAUUAUUAAUAUCAAGACGGAGGAAAAUGCUAUUCUUUUAACUUUUAAAAAUAAAUUAGUGUCAAGGAGUAACGAAAUCAGAAACAUCAAUAACACCAUAGGGUAUCUUGACAUACUUAUAUCCUUUGCAAGGUUAGCUAGAGAGAAAAAUUUGGUAUGUCCUAAAGUAACCAACGAAGUAACUCUUAAUAUUGUUAAUGGUCGACAUAUAAUGGUGGAGGAUGGUUUAGCCUCGAAAUCGUUAUCUAACUUUGUUAGUAAUGAUUGUGAAAUUAAUUCGAGUGAAGUAUGGAUUAUCACAGGUCCUAAUAUGGGAGGUAAAUCAACCUUUUUAAGACAAAAUGCGAUUAUUGUCAUAUUAGCACAAAUUGGAUGUUUCGUUCCUUGUGAUAGAGCAGAAAUUGGUAUAGUAGAUAAGAUUUUUAGCCGUGUAGGGUCCGCUGAUGAUUUGUACAACGACAUGAGUACAUUUAUGGUAGAAAUGAUUGAAACUUCUUUUAUAUUGCGUGGAGCUACCAAGAGAUCAUUAGCCAUAUUAGAUGAGAUUGGUCGAGGGACUAGCGGCAAAGAAGGGGUUAGGAUUGCAUUUGCUACCAUUAAAUAUAUGAUGGAACACAACAAAUGUAGAACUCUCUUUGCCACACAUUUUGGUAAAGAAAUAAAAACGAUACUAGAAAAUUCAAAGGAUGAAUCAUACAAGUUGCUAGCAUUACAAAUAAAGUAUUACCAAACCAGUGUUUUAAAACUAGAAAAUAACAGGUUUAUGUACGAUUAUAAGUUGAAACCAGGUAUAUGUGAGAAAUCAGAUGCAUUCAACGUAGCGAAAAUGGCUGGAUUUCCUUAUGAAGUUUUGCAAGUGGUACAAAAUUUGGAAAUUGAAGGAUAA